This is a messenger RNA of Drosophila biarmipes, 2652 nucleotides long. RefSeq lists its product as uncharacterized. The transcript has 5 exons. Gene Ontology annotation, biological process: SCF-dependent proteasomal ubiquitin-dependent protein catabolic process. Gene Ontology annotation, cellular component: SCF ubiquitin ligase complex. The record is from RefSeq and is a predicted model, not a curated record. The coding region runs from base 96 to 2342 and encodes 748 amino acids. Lineage: Eukaryota; Metazoa; Arthropoda; Insecta; Diptera; Drosophilidae. Gene Ontology annotation, molecular function: protein binding.
AUCUGCAAACGGUCACACUGGUUACUUGCAUUUUAGCAAAAAACGAAGCUGCAAGAAUAGAAAAUUGGCAAUAAAGUGCAGCAGCAGCCGAAGCAAUGGACCAGGCCGAAGUGGGCAGUGCGUGCCUUGCAGCGCCAAAGCGCCGCUAUCCGUCCACCGAGCGUUGUGGUCGAGAGCCGGCCGCCGCGCCCCCACAACCACUGGCGCCCCAGAUCCCGGCCGAGGAGGAGCCGCAGGUGAAGCAGCGCAAGACGGGCGGGGAGCCGGAGGAGCCCCAGAUGCCCGAGGAGUGCGUCCAGGAGUCGGGGCCCAACCUGCUCGACUUCUGCGAUGAGGUGCUCAUCGAGAUCUUUCAGUACCUGGACACCUUCUCCAUCAUGGCAAUGAUGCAUUGCUCGCCUCGUUUGGAGAAUCUCCUUUUGGACCAUCGCUUCUAUCAUUGCAUAGAUCUCAGCAACGGACCGCUGCCCAUGGGCAUUCUCGAAGAGAUCCUCGGGCGAGCCACCGAAAAAACGCACACAAUUAAAAUCUGCGGACCGCCAUCCUCUCAGCAUGUAGCUGGCGAGGGCCGCCAAUUCACGCAGACCCUGAGCUCCGUCUUUCCCAAGGUUGCCACCCAACUUAGAGUGCUCGAAUUGCAGGGCGUCAGUCUGGACUUCGAAUACAUACACAUUUCUGAGUUCCCCUCUUCACUGAAGCGCCUCAAGCUGAUUGAUUGCAGCGUCAAGGUGGGCAACAUGGCCAAGAGCAUAUUCCACUCCAUUGAGGUGCAUCUAGUGGAGCUAGAGGAUCUCAGCAUAGAGGACAACACCUGGUUUGAGCCCUACUACAUAAUGGGCCUUUCGAAGCUGCCUUCCCUGCGUCGUCUUAGUCUUAAGGGCUGCCAAAUGCUCUGCAAGUUUGUGCCCUAUGGCAGCAUGGCCGCCCGCUUUGGUUUCCAAAAACUAGAGUCACUAGACCUGCGCUUGACGCCCAUCAACAACCCAGAUCUGCAGUGUUUCAGCGCCAUCGAAAACCUCAAGGAACUGCUGCUGGAGUCGCCGCCAAACCUGCCCGCCGAACAAACCUCCGCAGAAAAAACCAACAACGGCAACGCCACUAACGAGGCUGUCUCGUCAAAGCCAGAAGCGGUAAAAGUUCUUAACGACGACGAGCCGUCUACAUCACGUGCCGCCAUGGAGCACCUGCGGGCCUGCAUGCAGGGCAAAGGACAAGAGGGCACCGAUAUGUUCAACUCGGACAACUGCAACGAGAGAAAGGAGGAGGAGCAGUCAUCGGCGCAGGCAGAGUCAACUUCGAAUAACCAAGACCUCCAGGGGAAAAGAAUCAGAGCCCCAUCAGAAUCCGAGGACGAGGACACAUCCUCCACGUCCGGCACCUCGGCUUCCUCGUCGGACAAAUCUGAGGUUGCGUCGCCGCCCAGAAAUGGCCAAAAUGGCGGUCCAUCUGUGCGCUCACCUAUGUUGGUAAUUACGUUGCCAAGCGUGGUUGCUGAUGUUCCACCUCGUCCACAAGCGGCGGAUGCGGACAGUACCGAGGCUCCCGGGCAGGAACCCCGACCGGAACCCAGACCCACGCCUCGCGCUUACAUAUAUGUGCCCGAGGCUAACGAGAAUCGCGAGCGCCAACACCGUAAUAUGAUGGCCAUAAUUGAGCAGUCGGCGGAACAAUUCCGCCAUCUGCGCGGGAACAAUCCCGCCUUUAGUCGUUUCCUACCGCGACACGAUCAGGUCAUCUACAUGAACCCCACAAUGAAUGUGCUGUGUGCCACACGUCGCCAUCGUUCCCAUCCGCGUCCCAACUACGAUCAGGUUGUGCAGCAUCCAAUGUUUUGGAACAUGCUGGACCCACUGGACCGCGAUCACAAUCGACGUAUGCGCCACCGUCCGACGAUUACGUCGCCCUCCUCACCUCAAUACUAUGUUAGUGAUCGGGCCAUGUACAGCUUUGGUCGAGCGCCGCGUCCAGUGCAGCCGGACGUAGUGUGGAUUCGUAAUGUCAACCGUUCGCCGGACAACAGACUGGAGCGUCUGUCGUUGCGCAACUACCAUCUCAUCACAAAUAACACUCUGGAGCAUCUGGUGCAGUGCUCCCCCAAUCUGGUCUACAUCGAUGUGAGCGGCACCAGCAUAACGCUUGCGGGAAUGCGGCGCUUCAAGAGCAGCAAGCCGGAGUGCGAAGUGGUGGCCAACCACUUGGAUGCGUUAGCGGACGUUUCCCAGGAAGAGGAGGAGGAUGAUGUGUCGGUGGCUGUGCCCAGCGUAGAGAAUCCGCAGAAUGACCAGCAGCCACCACCACCACCGCCUCCACCAUCCGCAUCUCAGGAACUGGCUGCCCCAUAAAGGAUUCUCUUCCUUUAACUAUAUUGUUUGUAUCAUGUUGUACUGUAUACAUUUUUUUAGUCGAAGAAGGCCGUGCUGGAUUAUAAUUUUUUAGCAAGAAGAGACGACGACAUGGCCAAGCCGAUGAACCCACAACGCUGGCUACAAGCGAGUGCUGUAGCUCAGCCCACUAGUAUUACGUUCCAAACAGAUCCAGCCCUUGUACUAUACGCCAGGCUCAAUGCAUUGUAUAAAACCAAGAAUCCCCAAACCACAAAGAAAUUCCUCCAGUUAGGCAUUAAAGAACGAGCGAUCAUUUUGGUAUAUUAUA